GCCCCUUGAUGUCCCUCUGGUCCCCACAGGGCACCAGCGACUUCUGCGUGGCCCCAGACAAGUUCAUCAUGAACCAGACAGACGACGAGAUCAGUGCAGUGGUGGCUCACUAUUACCUGUACUGUGACCAGAGCCUGAGCAACCCCUUCCAGCAGGUUCUCACCGUCUUCCAGCGCUCGCUCACCACGAUGCAGAUCCAGACCCAGGGUCUCAUCCAGUAUGCACUGCCCCUCUUCCCCACAGCUGAGAAAGACCUUUUGGGGGUUCAGCAGCUCCUCAACUCCUCAGAGACCAGCCUGCACCAGCUGACAGCCCUGCUGGACUGCCGUGGGCUGCACAAGGAUUACCUGGACGCCCUCAUCGGGAUCUGCUACGACGGGGUGGAGGGGCUGCUCUACCUGGGGCUCUUCUCCCUGCUGGCAGCUGCCUCCUUCUCCACCAUCAUCUGCGCUGCCCCCCAUGAGUGA
Molecule: messenger RNA, 467 nt
Organism: Manacus vitellinus (golden-collared manakin)
Lineage: Eukaryota; Metazoa; Chordata; Aves; Passeriformes; Pipridae
Gene: TTYH2
Product: tweety family member 2
Exons: 6
Coding region: 9-467 (152 amino acids)
Cellular component (GO): plasma membrane
Molecular function (GO): intracellularly calcium-gated chloride channel activity; volume-sensitive chloride channel activity
Source: RefSeq, a predicted model, not a curated record